Leucoraja erinaceus (little skate) is the source of this 685-nucleotide messenger RNA. It is a transcript of the gene lyrm7, whose product is annotated as LYR motif containing 7. The record is from RefSeq and is a predicted model, not a curated record. Bases 85 to 453 code for a protein of 122 amino acids. Gene Ontology annotation, biological process: mitochondrial respiratory chain complex III assembly. Lineage: Eukaryota; Metazoa; Chordata; Chondrichthyes; Rajiformes; Rajidae. The transcript is spliced from 5 exons.
UCACGGUGCAGAUUCACUGCCCAUGCAAGUCACUAGCAUUCUGCUUGGUGGUAGCAUUCUGCUUCACACUGUAAACCCUGCAAAAUGACUUACAAUUGCAAGAAAGGAGUAAUCAACCGAAUACCUUUCCAGUUCGCAAACAUCACUCGAGUGGUAUUGCAACUUUUCAAGUCUUUACAUAGAACGAGGCAAGAUGUGUUCAGAGGUGAUAAUCAGGCACUAGAAGCUGCAAGACUGAAGAUUAAUUCUGAAUUCCGGAGCCACGUUACUGAAUCAUCUCCGGAGCAAAUAACCAAGUUACUUAAAUUAGGGUCAGAUGUAGAGGUUAUUCUUCGGAAGACUGUAAUCCAGGGAGUUCACACAAACCAUAAUACCAUUUUGCUUAGACCCAGAGAAGAAGUUCUCCUGACUAAUGUGCCUUUCAAUGACAAUCCUACAAAGAAAACUACAUAGAAUAAGCAAUAUUUCAGCGACGCUUUGAACUUUUCUUGUUAUUGAAAUGAUGUAAUGUUGUCCAAAUUAAUCUUCUGAACUAAACGUAAUCAGAUGCAGUUACAUGGCACCUGAUUUGUUUUCACUCCGGACAAAGUAGUUAUCCGUGUAGAUGCCCCCGACUUUGUAAAAGUGUAGAACCACUUUUGGUGUACAAUAGUUGUCCACGAUUAAAAAUUCCAAACUUUUGGAA